Lichtheimia ornata is the source of this 2091-nucleotide messenger RNA. RefSeq lists its product as uncharacterized. The transcript has 4 exons. The record is from RefSeq and is a predicted model, not a curated record. Gene Ontology annotation, cellular component: plasma membrane; endoplasmic reticulum. Lineage: Eukaryota; Fungi; Mucoromycota; Mucoromycetes; Mucorales; Lichtheimiaceae. Bases 1 to 2091 code for a protein of 696 amino acids.
AUGGACGCCCCACCCUUGUCGGGAUCAUUGGCAUACGAGAUGCAGGCAGCAAUUCCCAGAUUGGAGAAGAUUUUGGCGGACGAAUUAUCCUCUCAAACACUUCCCCUUUGCAUUCAACUAUUAAAAUCAUGGGUAGCAACAGCAGCACCAAACGUUGACAAACACCACCAACAUCAGGAUCAAUUCACUACAGCUGGCCGAAAGCCCAUUCGAACCUUGACUCGAUCACGCGUAUCACGUUGGCUUUUGUCAUCACUCUCCAGGAAGAAACCUAUUGCACCUGCCAAGGAUAUUUCCGAAUCUCAUCAUACAGAUCACAGCACUCUCACUCUCGAUCUUUCAGCCACCACUACUGUUACCAACAGCGAUGAUCGUUUAUCCGAUGAUAGCAGUGAUCGUAGCAUAGCAAGCGUGUGUAUCCAUGGCGACGACGACGACGACGAUGAUGAUAGCUACAACACGUCCAAAAUCCUAUUUCAUCAUGACUUUGAUAAUCAACCUAUCAGUUACAGCAGCAGCAAGGCAUCCUCCUUGGUAUCUACACCCAUCUUGAGAUCAGCUGGCAUGGUCCAAACACCACCCCAUCAUCCUGCAGCACCACCUACCACUGAUCAAUAUCAAUACACAUCCAUUGCACCAUACAUCCUUAAUGAAUCAUCCACAACAUCAACUCCUAUCCUCCGACCCACAGCUCCCUUUCGCUCACGAUAUUCAACAGCUGCAUCAACUUCAUCUUCACCAAGUAGCACACAAAAUCAGCACAUUCAAUCCUCAUCCACAACAACAACAAAGGGUAUCAACCCACAAAACGACCAUGAUGAAGCGAAAACAACAGCUUUAGCUAUGCAAUCAUCAAGUCGUACAGCAUCCACAGCAGCUAUAACAGCAGCUGCUGCUGCUGCAGCAGCCACUAAACUUCCGCGAGCCAAGACAACUAUAUCAGGGUUUCUCAACAAGCUAGGCAUGUCAGUCAAAAAAGCUAUGGGGAAUCGACAACAUCGACGAGCACAUCCAGCUUCUGCUCUUGACAACAAUCAUGAUUGUUUGGAUUCUUUUCCUACACCACACAGCCAUUCAAGUGGUGGAAGUACGAAUGAUAGUGAUGAAACGGAAGAAAAAGAGGGGUAUUUAUUGGACAAGAAUCAGCAGCAACAACAACAUGAUUGGGAUAAGGAAGAAAUAUGGCGUCCUCGUAUCGAGUCCAAUACGCGUGAACCACUUUCAACCAAAGGCAAAAGUCCACAAUUACGUUCAUCAGAGACAUUUUCUACGUCCUCGGAUCAUGAAUUCAAACGCACCAUCCCUCGAAAACCUGUACAGUAUGCUGCUGCUGCUGCUGCUGCUACUGCUAAGGCUGUUCCACCCACAUUGAAGCAUAGCAAGACCGACAUGGACAUUUUACGAGAACAAUCAGUACCCUUCAUCAAGAUGGGCAUGGGACGAGGAGGAGGAGGACUUGGUGAAGAAGAAGAGGAGGAUCAAGAUGAUAGUGUGAGCGUGGAAGCCAAGUUUCCUUCGGGUAUUCAUGAAUUACAACAAUGGCAUCAUCGAUUCCAUGAACAACAACAACACCCUGAUAAGCUAGAAGCCAAUCUUCAAAGGGUGACGGCUGCAGUGUACAAGAUUAUCGAAAACAACCACGCCACUGGAUACUUUGAGUAUGAUGAAAAGGGAUUUCGUGGUACACCCCUCGGCCAUAUGCAAGAUCGGCUUUUUUCAUCCGAACCUUUGACAUCCCCAGAAGAUAUUUAUGACCAAAUGGCCUAUAUUGUUGAAUGUGGCCAGUUGACAUCAGAGCACGUUAUUCUUGCAUACGUUUAUUUGGAACGCAUGGUCGAUCGUUCUGAUCAAGCACUUUGUGAUAUUAGUUGGCGGUUUAUGUUGUUAGCGGCCAUGAUUGUAGCUGUCAAGGUUUGGGAUGAUUGUGCCGUUUACAAUAGUGACUUUGUCCAAAUCUUCCCUGAACUCAACAUUGUCCUUGUGAACAAGAUUGAACGUCAUUUCCUCAAAGCCAUCAAGUACGAAGUCGGUUGUACACAAGCACGUUUUGUUUCGACUUAUUUUGAUCUUCGCGAUGGAUACCAUUUAUAA